AUGUUGUCCAAAUUUUUUCUUGUUCUUGUUCUUUUUUUACUCUUCGGUGGUGCUUUUGAAGCGAUUGCCGGAAGCCAUGGCCAUAAAAAGAGUGUUAAUUCCAACAUCUCCACUCUUGCCGGCAUCGAAUUGCCUGAUCAUAUGAGCUUCAAUGCAGUUUCUUCAUCAACAACAAACACAGGUUGUAGCUUGGAGACUUCAAAGAAAGUCAAGCAAUCACAUAAAAUAGCCUCUCAGAGAGAUAUUGAUCUUCUUGAAGACGACGACGACGACGAUGAAAAACUAGAGGAGGAAAAUGAGGCUAAACAGACAGUCAAACUCUACUUGAAGCACAGGUCAAAGAAUAGAAAAUCUGAGGCCAAAGAAUCUUUCAUGGAAUCCACAAAGCGGGACUUGAAUAGAAUUCAGACUCUGUACACGAGGAUCAUUGAGAAGAAGAAUCAAAAUGACAUUUCAAGGCUAAAUAAAGAUAAGGAGAAGCCAAAAAAGCAAAUCAAUUCCGUGGUUGCACCCGCAGCAUCGCCUAAAUCCCAUGGACCUGGACUUUCCGGGCAGCUCAUGGCGACUUUGGAAUCAGGAGUGAGUCUUGGCUCCGGAGAGUAUUUCAUGGAUGUGUUUAUUGGUACCCCUCCUAAACACUACUCUUUGAUUCUUGAUACUGGUAGUGACCUUAACUGGAUUCAAUGUGUUCCUUGUCAUGAUUGUUUUGAGCAAAGUGGACCUUAUUAUGAUCCUAAGGAGUCUAGUUCUUUUAGGAAUAUAGGUUGCCAUGAUCCUCGGUGUCAUUUGGUUUCUUCUCCUGAUCCUCCUCAGCCUUGCAAGGCUGAGAAUCAGACAUGUCCUUAUUUCUAUUGGUAUGGUGAUAGUUCUAAUACAACAGGUGAUUUUGCACUUGAAACGUUUACGGUUAAUCUUACAUCAUCUACCGGCAAGUCAGAAUUUAAGCGAGUGGAGGAUGUGAUGUUUGGCUGUGGUCAUUGGAAUAGAGGAUUGUUCCAUGGGGCUUCGGGAUUGUUAGGACUUGGGAGAGGGCCUCUUUCAUUUUCCUCUCAGCUUCAGUCUCUAUACGGUCACUCGUUUUCGUAUUGCUUAGUUGACAGAAAUAGCGACACUAAUGUUAGCAGCAAGUUGAUUUUUGGUGAGGAUAAGGACCUCUUGAAUCACCCAGAAUUGACUUUCACUACCUUGGUUGGAGGCAAAGAAAAUCCAGCAGACACGUUUUAUUAUGUUCAAAUAAAAUCUAUCAUGGUUGGAGGAGAAAUGCUGAAUAUCCCAGAGGACACUUGGAAUUUGACAUCGGAUGGUGUUGGUGGUACAAUUGUGGAUUCCGGCACCACACUUAGUUAUUUUGCAGAACCAGCCUAUCAGAUUAUAAAGGGUGCAUUUGUUAAGAAGGUGAAGGGCUAUCCAAUUGUGAAAGAUUUUCCAACUCUAGAUCCUUGUUACAAUGUCUCUGGAGUUGAGAAGAUAGAGUUGCCCGAUUUCGGCAUUCUAUUUGCUGAUGGAGCUGUAUGGAAUUUCCCCGUCGAGAACUACUUCAUCCAGCUUGUUCCAGACGAAGUUGUUUGCCUGGCAAUUUUGGGGACUCCUCGAUCUGCUCUUUCAAUAAUUGGCAACUAUCAGCAGCAAAAUUUCCACAUCUUGUAUGACACCAAGAAGUCUAGGCUGGGGUAUGCACCAAUGAAAUGUGCAGAUGUAUGA
Molecule: messenger RNA, 1701 nt
Organism: Dovyalis caffra
Lineage: Eukaryota; Viridiplantae; Streptophyta; Magnoliopsida; Malpighiales; Salicaceae
Source: the annotation of a GenBank genome assembly